Molecule: messenger RNA, 1132 nt
Organism: Momordica charantia (bitter melon)
Lineage: Eukaryota; Viridiplantae; Streptophyta; Magnoliopsida; Cucurbitales; Cucurbitaceae
Source: RefSeq, a predicted model, not a curated record
ACUCUGAUCACCCAUCCAUCCCCAAAUUAUCAAAAAUAGUUCCAUCUUGUGAGCUUAGAAAAUCAGUGCAAGUUUCAUUUCCCAAGUGAAAAACAAGAAUGAGGUCCAACGCUGUUGUGUUUGGUUGUCUCUUAUUUAUCUCUACUGUUGUUAUUGCAUCCGCAGUGUCUGAAGGAACUCAAGAGCAGCAUGAGGUUGAAGUUGAAAAUGGAAAUUCAAUAGAAGAAUCUAAGCAACGUUGUCCCAGUGGACGAUGUUGCGUCGUCAAUCGCUUUACCGGUCGUUGCGUCAGAUGUUGUCCUCGAUCUGAAGAAGUGGAAGCCACCGCCCAAAAUCAAAAUGUUGAAAAUGAAAAUUCAGUAGAAGAAUCUAAACAACGUUGUCCCAGUGGACGAUGCUGCGUCGUUAAUCGCUUUACCGGUCGUUGUGUCAGAUGUUGUCCCCGAUCUGCAGAAGUGGAAGCCACUGUCCAAAAUCAAAAUGUUGAAAAUGAAAAUUCAGUAGAAGAAUCUAAACAACGUUGCCCUAGUGGACGAUGUUGUGUCGUUAAUCGCUUUACCGGUCGUUGCGUCAGAUGUUGUACUCCUCGACCUACAGAAGUGGAAGCCACGGUCCAAAAUCAAAAUGUCGAAAAUGCAAUAGAAGAAUCUAAGCAACGUUGCCCCAGUGGACGAUGCUGCGUUGUUAAUCGCUUUACUGGUCGUUGCGUUAGAUGUUGUCCUCGACCUGAAGAAGUGGAAGCCACUGCUCAAAAUCGAAAUGAAAUUGGAGUAGAAGAGAGCAAAGUUGAGACAAACGGACGUAUUAAAGGAGGCAAAGGAGGCAAAGGAGGAGAAGGCAAAGGGAAUGAUGGCGGCAAAGGUGGAAAAGGCCACGCUAAUGGUGGAGACUGAUCAGUGGAAGCUGCUGUAUAUUAUGUAGUUGUAGGGUACCCCAACAACAACAUAAUGUUAAGGGCCUAAAGGAUACAAUACAAUACAAACAAUAUCAAAUCAAAGGGAAUAAAUUAAAUAGUAAUGAAGAAUAAGGGAUAUGGUGACCUAGAAUAGAAGGGUUACAUUCCUUUUCUACCUUUAACCAUUACUAUGUAAAAUAAACAUAUAUAAAUAUGCAUGGUUCUUGGUUUCAUAUA